CGGGCAGGCGUUCCUUCUUCAUCAUGUCGGUCGUCCCGGUGAAUCCCCAACCAUUCCUCAACGACCUCACUGGACAGGAGGUGCUGGUUCGUCUCAAAUGGGGAACAUUGGAGCUCAAAGGCCGCCUGCAGAGUGUCGAUACUUUCAUGAAUCUCAGACUCGACCAUUGUGAAGAGUGGCAGGCGGGUAACUUCAAAGGAGCUCUCGGGGACGUCCUCAUACGAUGCAACAAUGUCCUGUACGUCCGAGCAGCCAGUUCAAGUGGAGCAGGGGAAGAGUUGGAGGACUAGCCAGGAGGGCAGUGCAGGUAUUGGUAGUAGAGGAGAAGCUGUCGACUGCUCUGCUGAAAUAUUUCCGCUG
Molecule: messenger RNA, 360 nt
Organism: Perkinsus marinus ATCC 50983
Lineage: Eukaryota; Perkinsozoa; Perkinsida; Perkinsidae
Product: small nuclear ribonucleoprotein F, putative
Exons: 5
Coding region: 24-290 (88 amino acids)
Biological process (GO): spliceosomal snRNP assembly; mRNA splicing, via spliceosome
Cellular component (GO): catalytic step 2 spliceosome; U1 snRNP
Molecular function (GO): RNA binding
Source: RefSeq, a predicted model, not a curated record